UUGAUGACAUGAAUCAAGUUCGAUUAAAUGAGCCUGAUAAACACGAAGAAUGGUUUUUUACCAAUAAAUUUUACGAAUAUUCUUUAACACCAAGUAUAGAAUUUUUUAAACAAAGGAUUCUUGAGAGUGUGAUAUCAUAUUACAUUGUUGUUUCAGGGGCUACUUGUGUUGGUAAAUCUACAGUAAUUAAACAAAUAGGAAAAUAUAUAGAGAAUAAAGAAUUUGAAGAAUGUCUUGUAAAUGAAUCAAUAUUAAAAGGAGAUGAAUAUUUAUUAAAAUUAAAAGAGGAAAAUAUUAGAGCUUUUGAAUAUGGAUUGUUAAACAGGUAUCAUAAUCGUCAUAUUGAAUUAGCAAAAGAAAUUAAUUUCAAACAAUUUGUAAUUGUUGAUAGAAAAAUUUUUGAUGGGGAUAUUUAUAAACGAGUUUAUGGGUUUGAUGAGGAGGUUAUUAUAAAAGAACAAAGGCCAAGAUUGAUCAAUACUCAAAUGUUGGUAUUUUUUAUUACAUGCUCAGACAAGAAAUUAAAGCAUAAUUUCAAUUCACGUAGAAAAAAUGUGUUUAUAUUAAAUCAAACUAAAAAGAUUAGAAAAUAUUAUGAAGAUGAUUUUUUAAAAGUUUAUCCUGAUGCUAUAUUAAUUGAAAAUAAUAGCAAAAUUGAAGAUAUGGUUGAUGAAAUUAUUAAUCAUAUUGAUCUAUUUUUAGUGAAUUUCGAAAUUUAUUAA
This is a messenger RNA of Dentiscutata heterogama, 722 nucleotides long. Lineage: Eukaryota; Fungi; Glomeromycota; Glomeromycetes; Diversisporales; Gigasporaceae. The record is from the annotation of a GenBank genome assembly.